AAAACUAUCCCAGCCUGUUUUCCACUCUCAUUUGGGUCCCAUCAACCCAUGACAGGCACAUCACGGGUUGUGAGUGUCUCUUAGGAAUUUAGGAUAGACUAUAGAGUUCAUGUUUUAUCGGAAAUCGGAAUAGUCUUGUUGUCUUAGCUCAGUAAGCCACUCAAACUCACACGUACUCCAACAACAACACAAUAGCAAUCACUACAUCAACAGCAGCACAGCCAGCCACGUGUUGUCCUAUUGGAAGGGUGACCUUGUUAGACCUGAAUUUGUCUGGGAGUUGAUUUCGGAACUUGACAUUGAUCCGCAUAGGCCAAUGGAUUUUGAUUGACUAAGGGGAACGGCUAUAUUAAAGCUCUAAAGAGUCUAGUGUAUAAGAAAAGAAUAGAAGAGGGUACUGUCAACUUGCUUCGUAAAGUAAAGCAGCAGGCAAAGGUGAGGAUUCCGAGGGCAGAGGCAUUUACAAGAAUGAGUAAUCCCCAAGAAGGUAUUGAAAUAUUCAUCCCAACUAGCUCAGAUGCUGGGGCAUCGUUGCAGACAGAUGACGAAGCUGAGAGGAAAAAAGGACUAGACUACCUUACCCUCUAUCGAGCUGCCUUAAAUGGUAAUUGGGAAGUUGCUGAGCCUAUAUUUCUUGCCUAUCCAAAUGCCAUUCGAGAUUCCAUUACAGAAAUGUAUGAUACUGUUCUUCACAUUGCAUCUGCGACAGAACACUCCACUUUUGUAAAUCAAGUGGUGAUGAAUUUGACUGCGGAACAGUUAGAACAGGAAAACAAACAUGGAUAUACAGCCCUUUACAUUGCUGCGGAAUCAGGGAUUGUGGCAAAUGCCAAGGAGAUGGUAAAAAAGAACAGGGGACUGCUAUUGAUCCGCAAUAAAGUAAGGACACCACUUCACGUAGCAGCAUUGCUUGGACAUAGAGACAUGGUGUUGUAUCUACUCUCUAAGACUCCUUUUGGAGAUUUGGAACUUGCUGAUCGCAUGGACAUCCUUACUGCUACUAUUACCUAUGAUAUGUAUGAUAUAGCACUUCGAAUUCUGGACAAUGAUGAAACUUUAGAAACUGCGAACCUGCGAACCUUAGCAUUGCGUGAGUUGGCCAGAAAACCUUUUGCAAUUGGCAGCACAAGUCAUCUAUCACUCUGGAAAAGAUGCUUAAACUCCAGGUUCAAAGUCUAUAAGAAUGCUUUUAUGCAGACAUUAGCCCAUCAAUUGGUAGAACGCCUCUCAAUAAAUGCUAAACAAUUCCAAGACCUAGACGAACAGAGCUCAAGAUAUGUUACGUCUCUACUUUUGUAUGCAGCAAAAGUUGGGAAUGUCGAAUUCCUGAUUAUACUCAUUCGCUCUUAUCCUGAUAUCAUAUGGAAAAAAGAUGAGAGAAAACGAAGUUUAUUUCACAUUGCCGUUUGUAAUAGGCAAAUGAGUGUCUUCACUCUAGUAUAUGAGAUGGUUGCUAUCAAGGAAAUAAUUCUAACUUUUUUUGAUCCAAAAAAAAAACAGAACAUUCUGCACUUAGCUGGAUAUUUACCUCCUUCAUGUCGACUAAAUAUUGUAUCAGGAGCAGCCCUUCAAAUGCAACAGGAGUUGUUGUGGUUUAAGGAGGUAGCAAAGGUUGUGCCGUCUUCAUACCUGAACAAGAAGAACUCAAAAGGCCUAACACCAGGGGAAUUAUUUACAAGGGAACAUGAAAAUCUACGGAGAGAAGGUGAAAAUUGGAUGAAGAAUACAGCAAACUAUUGCAUGAUUGUAGCAACACUGAUUACCACUGUGGUCUUCGCGGCAGCUUUCACUGUACCGGGUGGCAACAAUCAGGAAACAGGCACCCCUAUUUUUUUUAAAACUAGGUGGUUUAGGGUAUUUUUCAUAUCAAAUGCAAUAGCACUGGUCUCCUCUUCUUCUUCAAUACUAAUAUUCUUGUCAAUUCUCACAUCACGUUUCACGGAAAAGGAUUUCCUCACGUUAUUACCAUCACAAUUGGUCUUGGGAUUCACCACACUCUUCAUCUCCAUAGUAAGCAUGGUAGUAGCCUUCAGCACAACUUCCUUUUUGGUCUUUAAAAGCGAAAUGGUGUGGCUGCCGAUUGUUAUAAUUACUUUGGCUUGUGUCCCAAUUAUUUUGUUUGUUUGGCUACAUUAUGAACUUUGGGUUGAUAUAUUCAUGUCAACAUUCUUGUCUAGGUUUUCUUUUAGGUCAAGUAAAAAGAGAAUCUUUUAGUCGAUGAUCAAUGAUGCCAACUGGGCAAAUUGUUUGUGGUUCUAAAAGUAACUCUAGGUAUCCGCUUUUAACGUCUCAAAAGUACCCCAAGUUUAAUACAUAACAAUAAAUUCGUGUGUUGAGAUUGUCUUCUGAUAAUAUUAAUGAAAUUUCUUUUGUCUUUCUUUUAA
This is a messenger RNA of Quercus robur (English oak), 2384 nucleotides long. Its product is annotated as ankyrin repeat-containing protein ITN1-like. Gene Ontology annotation, molecular function: protein binding. The record is from RefSeq and is a predicted model, not a curated record. NCBI's taxonomy places the organism in Eukaryota, Viridiplantae, Streptophyta, Magnoliopsida, Fagales, Fagaceae. The coding region runs from base 469 to 2214 and encodes 581 amino acids. The transcript has 9 exons.